Cornus florida is the source of this 1079-nucleotide messenger RNA. RefSeq lists its product as uncharacterized. Lineage: Eukaryota; Viridiplantae; Streptophyta; Magnoliopsida; Cornales; Cornaceae. The transcript is spliced from 2 exons. The coding region runs from base 36 to 611 and encodes 191 amino acids. The record is from RefSeq and is a predicted model, not a curated record.
AUUUUCUUGGGAAGAUAUCAAUCUAACAAAUUAAAAUGAAGCUACAACUGCUCUGCAUGGUUGGCAUCAUUGUUCUUAGCAUCGCAGCUGAAAAAUGCCGGCUGCUGGUCGGGGAUAAGGUUGCUUCAUCAAGAAGUAGGACAGAGAGGUUUACAUUCUUGAACUGCUUUGACAUGAGCUAUGGAACCAUAGCAUGCGUGGUUAAGGAGUGUGUGAAGCUCUAUUUCGAAUACAUCAGAGCUGUUCAUGUUCAGAAGGUCAGAAAUGACGAAGGAGAUGCUGCAGCGACGCAAGCGUAUAGACAAGCAAAGCACAUUAUGGCCCCUCUCCUAUCUUCAGCAUGGGACUUGUUCGAAACCAUGUACUUUGGAGGUGCCCUAGCAGAGGGACUCAUUAGGGCCACCGGAACCUUUUUCGGAGCCUAUGCCGGAGGGUUCAUCGGAGAGGUAAGACUUGGAUGGUUAGGUUUUCUUGUGGGAAGCCAUUUGGGAAGUUGGACUGGAGGAAGGAUAGGACUAAUGGUAUACGAUGUGGGGUAUGGAGUGCAAUACCUACUUGACCUUGUCCAAAGUGAAAGCAACCCUUACAUGCCCAUGGAUUCUUCUCUUUAAUAUAUAUAUAUAUAUAUAUAUAUAUAUAUAUAUAAUUCCUAAUAUGUAAACAUUGAUCAUGGGGCAUAAGAAACACCUCUGAUUCAUAUAUAUAAUACUUGUUCUUGUAUGAAUCAUGUUUUCUACUUUUGUCUCUAAUGACUCAUUGAACAUCUAGUGAACAUGAUGGGAAUUUUCAGCCACUCGCUUGUUUUUUUGCAAUGGAAUUUAUAUAAACAGAAAAUGAUUGAUCGUGAAUCAUGAUGCCCACAAUCCUAACUUUAAUAAUGGUGAUGUGGGCGGUAGAUUCCAUUUGGACUAAGCGAGUGGCUUUCAUCUAUCUGUUUUUCACAACUUUAAUUUUGUGAUAAAGGGAUAUGCAAAAAGUUCAAUUUCAAGAAUUAAAAAAAGAUUCACUGAGAAUAUGGCUAAUUGGUUAUUUAUAUUAGAAUUGAUAUUGAUGACUAAGAAGUAAAAAUAAGGUCAAUA